Molecule: messenger RNA, 2310 nt
Organism: Zerene cesonia (dogface butterfly)
Lineage: Eukaryota; Metazoa; Arthropoda; Insecta; Lepidoptera; Pieridae
Product: protein Wnt-4-like
Exons: 8
Coding region: 391-1467 (358 amino acids)
Biological process (GO): cell fate commitment; neuron differentiation; canonical Wnt signaling pathway
Cellular component (GO): extracellular region
Molecular function (GO): frizzled binding; cytokine activity
Source: RefSeq, a predicted model, not a curated record
GUCGCAAGCGCGUCGGCAGAACUCAACUCACUACAAGUCUUUCGAAUUUCAUAAAAAAAUUCGAUUCCUUUUUUAAAUAACCCGCCAUUCAGUUUUAUGAGUUUUGUUUUUACAUAGACCGAGUUACGGCCAGUACCUACAAACUUUCACAAAGUUUGUUUAAAAGUUUUACUUAUUUUUUAUUUUGUGUUUUUGGAUUAUUUUAUGGACACAUUGUUGUUAUUCUUUGUUUCUGUGUUUAUGGUUUAACAGUGUUUAUGUUGCAAAUUAUUUGAAAUGUUAUGAGAGCUUUUAUUUUUUGGAGUUUUGCGGUGGUUUUGUGGGGUGUGGAAUUUUUUUGAAGUGUUCGGGGAGGAAUUUCGUACGUGGCUUUAUACAUAAUAGAGCAUCAUGAAUUUUUGGAAAGUUCUGUGUGCAUUAUUAUUGCUACUGCAAGCUGUAUCGGCAAAUUGGUGGAACUUGGCAGCACCAGUCCGACCGGCUGCGACCAAUAGCACAUCAUUGGAGACAUUCACAACCCUACAUAAGGAGAGCUGUCAUAGAUUAGAAUAUUUGGUCGAACGGCAGAAGCAGCUCUGCAUGUUGUCUGAUAAAAUGGUUCAGGUGUUACAAACGGGAGCGAUGCAAGCCGUGGAGGAGUGUCAGCAUCAAUUCCGGAACAGUCGGUGGAAUUGCAGUACGGUUGAGAACUCCACGGAUAUCUUCGGCGGAGUACUGAAAUUUAAAUCUCGAGAAGCCGCUUUCGUCCACGCUCUCUCGUCAGCUGCGUUGGCCCACUCAGUGGCUAGAGCAUGCAGUCGGGGCGAACUCAACGAGUGUUCCUGUGAUGCCCGAGUGAGGAAACGAACUCCAAGACAUUGGCAGUGGGGAGGUUGCUCGGAGGAUAUAAGAUAUGGAGAAAUAUUCAGUCGUGACUUUGUUGAUGCCAAAGAAGAUAAGGAAACUGAUGAAGGGCUGAUGAAUUUACAUAAUAAUGAGGCAGGACGUCGGGCGGUGCGCGGGCGCAUGCAGCGCGUAUGCAAGUGCCACGGCAUGUCGGGCUCGUGCUCGGUGCGCGUGUGCUGGCGCCGCCUGCCGCAGCUACGGUUGGUCGGCGACGCGCUCACCACGCGCUAUGAGGGCGCGUCGCAUGUUAAGGUCGUGGAACGGAAAAGGGGCAAGAACAUAAGAAAGCUGCGGCCGAUACACUCUGAUAUGAAGAAACCGAAUAAAACUGACCUGGUUUAUCUUGAAGAUUCUCCGGAUUACUGCGAACCUAAUGAUGAGCUAGGCAUCCUCGGCACCCGCGGGCGCACGUGCAACCGCACCUCCGCGGGGCUGGACGGGUGCCGCCUGCUGUGCUGCGGCCGCGGGUACCAGACGCGCGUGCGCGACCACGAGGAGAAGUGCCGCUGCCGCUUCGUAUGGUGCUGCCGCGUGCACUGCGAGAUCUGCCGCUCCAAGCGCGACCACCAUGUGUGUAAUUAAUUUGAAUUUGGAAUUUGGAACGGGCGAUUCGAAAAUGGAAUGUUUUAUUUGACUUCUAUGAUUCGGAUACAGAUAAUUCAAUUCAGUUUGCAUGCAUUGAAGCUGGAUUGAAUUAACGGUUUUUGAGGCGUUUUUGAGUAUGGAAUAUUUGUUUUGUGAUCACCACGUUUGUGACCAGUUACUCUUUGGAACGGACGAUUUGAAGUUUCAUUCAGUUCUUGAAUAUAAAAUUUUUGAUUUUUGGGAAUAUAAUAGUUUUACAAAUUGUUUCUUAUACAGGGCUACUCACACAAGGGUACCCCUGCAAUAUUGAAUACCUAUGUCAAAUAUAUUUUUUAAUGUCUUUUUUAAAAAUCAUUCAGACAGAGUUUUGAAAAUAAAAAGUUUUGUUUUUCAAACAAGAUAUUAAGAUUGCAAUUUGGAAAAUGAACUUUAAUUUCAAUGGAAACUUACAAUAAAAAUACCUGUUUUGUACCGAAAUGCUUAAAUUUGAUUAACAAACCAUAAUUUAAAAUGUAAAUUUUCAACUGGUUAAGAAUAGAACGCUCCAUUGAAACCGAAAAACGGUGAACAUUCGGUACAUGAAAAGCGUAUCAUAUCUGUUUUAUUUCACAGUUUGAAUUGAUUGUGUGUUAUGUUUUAUAUCGAAUUUUCCGCGAAACAAUCAAUAACCAAUCAUUUUAAAUUUUCCAUAUUGAUGUUUUAAAUACUAAAUUUCUUAUUUUAAUGGAAUUUUCUAUAUUUUGACAUUUCAACAUUUAUACAACUGUCAUCGUAAGGAGUUGUCAUUAAGGACACUUCCGUUAUUAAAAUGUUCGUAAUUGAGUAAUUUAUGUUAUUCAA